UUGAAAGAAGAGCAAUCAGCAUGGAGGAGAUGAGGCAGUUUCUUCUUGGGAGAUCAAGAGAAAGAAAGAAUGUUAUAAGUAGUGAUUUGGCAGAGAGAGUUUGGGGGGAAUCAAAGAAGAUAUGGAAGAUUGCAUUUCCUGCAACGUUAGCUAGGGUUUCUCAGUUUGGAACACUUGUUAUAGCACAAGCUUUUAUUGGUCAUAUUUCUCAACUCCACCUUGCAGCUUAUGCUCUCAUUCAGAUUCUCUUUCUGCGUUUUGCUAUUGGCAUCACACUGGGGAUGUCAACUGCAACUGAAACUCUUUGUGGACAAGCAUUUGGUGCAAAGCAAUACCACAUGAUGGGAAUAUACUUGCAAAGAUCAUGGAUCAUCAAUCUUGUUACUACAACUUUAUUGCUCCCUGUAUUUUUUUUCGCUAGACAAAUCUUUAUGAUACUCGGUGAACAAUCAGAUAUUGCAAGGCUUGCGGGAUAUAUUUCAUUAUGGUUCAUACCUAUUCUCUACUCUUUUGUGUUUAGCUUCACCAUUCAAAAGUACUUGCAAGGACAACUCAAGAACAACUUUGUUGGAUGGGUGUCUGCUGGAUCACUUCUUAUCCAUGUGUUACUAUCAUGGAUCUUUGUCAACAAAUUACACUGGGGGAUUCCUGGAGCAAUGACUGCAAUUAUAGUAGCUAGUUGGUUUGUUGUAAUUGCAGAAUUUAUGUAUAUAUUUGGGGGUUGGUGUCCAAAAACAUGGAGAGGAUUCACUUGUGCUGCCUUUUCUGAUCUUUUCCCAAUUAUAAAGCUCUCAAUAUCUUCUGGUUUGAUGCUCUGUUUGGAAUUAUGGUAUAAUGCUAUUAUAAUCCUACUAGCAGGAUACGCGAAAAAUGCUGCAGUUGCUAUAUCUGCUUUUUCUAUAUGCCUUAAUAUCAUAUCUUGGGAAUUCAUGUUAUGCGUUGGCUUCCUUGUCUCCUCAAGCGUGCGGGUUUCAAAUGAAUUAGGAAAAGGAGAUGCAGAAGCUGCAAAAUUUUCAGUGAAAGUCAUCACAUUUACAUCAAUUUGCGUAGGAGUGUUCUUCUGCGCUCUCUGUUUGAUAUGCGGGGGAAAAAUCGGAUACUUAUUUAUAAAUGAUGAGAAAGUAGUAGAAUAUCUAUCAAAACUCACAUUCUUACUUUCUUUAUCAGUUUUUCUCAAUAGCAUUCAAUGUGUACUUACAGGAGCAGCAAUAGGUGCUGGAAGACAGAGUAUGGUAGCAUAUAUUAAUAUCUUCUGCUAUUAUAUAGUUGGAAUACCAGUUGGGCUUCUACUGGGAUAUGUGCUACAUAUGAAAAUAAAGGGAAUAUGGAUAGGAAUGCAACUUGGUGUUAUAUUACAAUCAUUGAUGUUAGCAUAUGUUACUUGGACAACUGACUGGAAUGAGCAGGUUAACAAAGCAUCAGAACGACUAAACAAAUUGUUGCUAAAAAAUUCAGAUGAAUGUAACGAAGAUUCAGUUCAAGAGGGACUCAGUUAAUGGAUGAAGUUUGUUUAUUUUAGAUUGGUAG
Molecule: messenger RNA, 1527 nt
Organism: Carica papaya (papaya)
Lineage: Eukaryota; Viridiplantae; Streptophyta; Magnoliopsida; Brassicales; Caricaceae
Product: protein DETOXIFICATION 24-like
Biological process (GO): xenobiotic detoxification by transmembrane export across the plasma membrane
Cellular component (GO): membrane
Molecular function (GO): xenobiotic transmembrane transporter activity; antiporter activity
Source: RefSeq, a predicted model, not a curated record